ACGAGAAUAUAGACCUCUAUAGACCUCCUCUCCUCAGUCCUGUCCACGGUUCUUCUCAUUCUCUUCUAAUCACACUUCAAAGCUCCUCAGCGUCGCUUAAAGCUCUCCACCCCGCUGCGAUGUUGGAGAAUCGAUGAUGUCACCGUGAGAAUGUAGGAAGAUGACCAGGCAAGAGUCCUUUGAGGUCUUUAAUGUGGUCUAAUGAAAUUACUUGAUGUACAUGUGGCAGUGAGCCACAUCAAACCUUCUGCAGGGAAGGUACUAGACCUCCAGGACCAUCUCACAGCUCUCAAGAACCUCAACCAGUGUCAACAUGAACCUACAAACACAUAGUUUGUCUCCAGAGAACCUGGAGGAGACAAUCAGUGACCUCAGUGAGGCGCUGUGUGAGGCCAUCUCAGAGAUCAGGUCUCUGACCAUUGAAAUCAGGACACUUAGACACGAGGUGGACCAGGUGAAGCUGGAGCAAAAGAAAAGGCGGUCCACUCCCCUCAAACCUUCUACUCCAGCAGUGUCCUCCUCUCCUGCUUCUUCUGUCCACAGUCUACAUAAAAAGAUGACGCCAGAGAAAAGACGAGGAGAGAAAGUGGAGAAAAAAGCCACACCUGCAAGUCAAGAAGAUGUCGAGAUGAACGGGUCUCAGCUGGAGCUGCGUGUCGGACAAAUCAUUUUGGCGGAGAAGCAUCCCGACGCUGACCGGCUCGUUGCGGUCAAGGUGGACGUCGGACAGGCCUUGCCCAGGACUGUGGUGAGUGGUCUGCUCAAGCAGGUUCCUCUGCAGCACAUGCAGAACCGCAUGGUGGUCCUGCUGUGCAACCUGAGGCCGGCCAAGAUCCGGGGCGUCCUGUCCCAGGCCAUGGUCAUGUGUGUUACCUCAGCGGACAAGGUGGAGAUCCUGGAUCCUCCGGGAGGAGCAGAGCCGGGCGACAGAGUCACGUUCCUGGGCUUCCUGCACGAACCAGAGAAAGAGCUCCACGCCAAGAAGAAGGAGCAGGUUCUACGAGACCUCCACACAGACGCUCAGUGUGUCGCCACCUACAGGGGAGCUGCGUUUUACGUCAACGGCAAAGGAUUGUGCCGAGCGCAGACCCUGAGCAACUGUAGAAUCAAAUAAAUGUUCAUGUGAAUACUAUUUAUAUAUAUAUAUAUACAUACACAUGCAUAUAUACUAAGAUUUGUUUAAUGAAGCAAAUGAAGCAAACAUUAAAGCAAACACUCAUUAAUGUCAUAUUUUAAUUUCACAUUGUACAUUCUCUGUAAAUAUUGCGACUAAAUUAAAUUCACGUGUUUUUUUGUUGAAUAUAAACCUAAAUGAACAUGAUACAAUUGUGUUUUAUUACAUAUAUACUUCUGUGUUGCCAAUGAUAUUGUGUGUCAUUUAAAUGAACGUGUGAUUUUAUUAAAUGAAAAUAAAAACGUUAAAAUUGAGCUUUGGUCUUUUUUUAUCC
Solea solea (common sole) is the source of this 1448-nucleotide messenger RNA. RefSeq names its product aminoacyl tRNA synthase complex-interacting multifunctional protein 1-like. Gene Ontology annotation, molecular function: tRNA binding. Bases 314 to 1114 code for a protein of 266 amino acids. The record is from RefSeq and is a predicted model, not a curated record. The transcript has a single exon. Lineage: Eukaryota; Metazoa; Chordata; Actinopteri; Pleuronectiformes; Soleidae.